Messenger RNA from Musa acuminata subsp. malaccensis (wild Malaysian banana), 1339 nucleotides. RefSeq names its product 8-hydroxygeraniol dehydrogenase-like. Lineage: Eukaryota; Viridiplantae; Streptophyta; Magnoliopsida; Zingiberales; Musaceae. Gene Ontology annotation, molecular function: zinc ion binding; cinnamyl-alcohol dehydrogenase activity. Gene Ontology annotation, biological process: lignin biosynthetic process. The record is from RefSeq and is a predicted model, not a curated record.
UCAUCGGCGAGCGAGGAUAAAGAGAGGAGUAGGCAAUGGGGGAGGCGGCAACCGAGAACGGGGUGAGGAAGGCGACAUCCCCGGAGGAGGAGCACCCGCGCAAGGCGUUCGGGUGGGCGGCGAGGGACGCUUCCGGACUCUUCUCUCCCUUCGCGUUCUCCCGGAGGAAUAACGGGGAUGAGGAUGUUACGAUCAAGAUAUUGUAUUGUGGGAUGUGCCACUCCGACCUUCACGUUGCCAGGAACGAAUGGGCACGUACGGCCUAUCCGGUCGUCCCGGGGCAUGAGAUCGUUGGGAUGGUAACCCAAGUCGGAGGGAGCGUGCAGAAAUUCAAGGUAGGAGACAGGGUGGGGGUUGGGUGCAUGGUUAACUCUUGCCGCUCUGGCUCUUGUCAUGGCUGCCAGCAGGGUCUCGAGAACCACUGUCCUGGACUCGUAUUCACCUACAAUUCCGUCAACGUGGACGGCACGAUGACAUACGGAGGCUACUCCGACAUGAUCGUGGUGGAUCAACACUUCGUGAUCCGGUUCCCGGAGAACAUGCCCUCGGACAGUGGCGCCCCACUGCUGUGUGCGGGUAUCACCGUGUACGCCCCCAUGAAGUACCACGGUCUGGACCAGCCCGGAAAGCAUCUCGGAGUGGUCGGCCUUGGUGGUCUGGGCCACGUGGCUGUUAGGUUCGGCAAGGCCUUGGGGAUGAAAGUUACCGUGAUAAGCUCUUCCCCCGGCAAGGAGAAGGAAGCCACGGAGCGUCUGGGAGCCGAUGAUUUCUUGGUGAGCAGCGACCCUGGACGAAUGCAGGCUGCCAUGGGAACCAUGGAUGGUAUCAUCGACACGGUUUCGGCGGUGCACGAUGUUACGCCAUUGAUGUUUCUGUUGAAGACUCGCGGGAAGAUGAUCAUGGCGGGAGCACCCGAGAAGCCGUUGCAGUUGGACGCAUUUUCUCUCAUCAUUGGUGAGAAAAGCAUAGCCGGUACCUGCAUCGGAGGAGUUAAGGAGACGCAGGAGAUGAUAGACUUCGCUGCAGAGCACAACAUAACCGCGGACAUCGAACUCGUCAGCAUGGACCGCGUGAACGAGGCCAUGGAACGACUUAGCAAGGGCGACGUCAGGUACCGAUUCGUCAUCGACAUUGGCAACACCUUAACUGCCGCCUAAGGAGUGUGUGUUCUUUCUUAUCAUUAGCAAAACGUCAGGCUCCUCGCAACUUUUGUUCUUGCUGCAGCUAUAGUACCAACCAACCUACCUUAAAUAAAGUAACUGUGGUUGGUGUUUUCAUCUCUCUUUUUUUUUUUUAACCAUAAAUAAAAAAAGUAUGGAAGAAACCUUUUCUUUCGACA